Messenger RNA from Marmota flaviventris (yellow-bellied marmot), 920 nucleotides. Lineage: Eukaryota; Metazoa; Chordata; Mammalia; Rodentia; Sciuridae. The record is from RefSeq and is a predicted model, not a curated record.
CCCCACUGGGACAUGGAGCCUGAUCUGCGGGAGGUUGGUGGAAGUUCCUGGAAACCUCUGUCUCCGUCUCCAUCACCUGCUGGCGGGCAUCUCAGCCACUCCCAGGACUCUCAGCCAGAGUCCCACCCUUUCCCGGAGCUGACAGCCCCACUUCAGAGCCUGGACCUUGAGGAGUGGCAGGGAAAGCAGGACAGUCGGGAUGUGGUGUGUGGCAUCUGUAUGGAUAAAGUGUGGGACAAGCCGGAAGCUGAGCGGGUGUUUGGCAUCCUGCCCAACUGUACCCAUGCUCACUGCCUGGGCUGCCUCCGUACCUGGCGGAAGAACCAUCAGAACCUUCCGCUGAAUGUCAUCAAGGCCUGUCCCCAGUGCCGAGUUCAUUCCAGCUACAUGAUUCCCCACAAGUUCUGGGUGGGCGAGGGGCCCAAGAAGGAGCAGCUCAUCAGGAAUUUCAAGGCUUGGACCAGCCAGAUCCCCUGCCGGUUCUUCAUGAGGGGGAGAGGCCGCUGCCCCUUCAAAUCUGACUGCAUCUACCUGCACCAGCUUCCAGCUAAGACCCCGGUCUCUGGUCCUCCUUGGCCUGACAGUGUUCAACUGGUCUCUGGGAGUAAGUUCCAGGUACUGGGCCCAGCACUGUUCUUAAGGGGCCACCAAGCCAGAAGAGGAUAUGUUCUUCACAGACUGUGCCCUGGCUCUGGCUCUCUGAGGUUCAGAACUCCUGCUAGGUCUCAACAGUUCUCUAUGGCUUGCUACACCAGGAUCGGCUGGAGGAGAUGGGACGAGGGGAAGGGCUGGUGGUUCUUUCCCCUGUGGGGUUUAGUGGUAGGCAAAAGUAGCCAACCCUUUACCCCUGUAAACCACAGCAGUGACACAACUGAGGGACACAGGAAUGGAGGAUGGCUUCUGGAGUGAGAAAGGAUUCU